ACCUGCCCUCUAUUGGCCACCCGGACCGCGACGCUCCGCCGUAAUUUCAAACGAGGGGACGAAUGGGGCAGAACAAAUUACAAAUCUGACUGGGGACUCGACCCUUCUGCAGCACGUAAGCGCCUUUGCUCCUCAGUUAUUUUAAUGACCUUUUCAUGUACGGUUUCCCUUUUCAGAGUAGGCUAAUACUUUUGAUCCGUGUUAGAAGUUUAAAAUACGACAAUCCCGUGCAGACGGUUCAGAGUAGAUUUUGAAGUAUAUUAUAUUUUAGAUUUAUAGGGGGAAAAACACGCUGAUAUUCUUGCAUGGUCUGUAGCUGCCUCGCCACGGAAUACGAACCACGAGUAUUUUUCAUCGAUCAUUCUCUAUGUGUCUUGGGACUGUGAUGAAGACGGCUGAUGCGUUUCAAUAAUCUAACAGAGAAUCUGGCAAAUAGAAGAAGCUUAUUAAAUCGCUACUUUCCAGUAUUUACCUUAUUAGACAAAUAAGGACUAUUGGAGCAGUUUGAAGCUUGCCGAUCAUUUUGGAUGAGCCUCGGGAGCCGCAGAGCUUUUACAUUUUCAUAUUUAUUUAUUUGCUCUAUUGCUUUGCAUUCCGGUAGUUUGCUAUUUAGUUACACUCGGCACCUUGACUUUCCGACUGUCUGUACCAUGCCUUCAGUUGUGGUUACAGUGUCACCCUCAAGGUUCGGCUAACACGUUUCCUAUAGAUUCAUAGAUUCAGAUUUAUACCGUAUAACAGCGCGACACACGAAGAGAUGGCCAAACACCAGUCGGACGGACCGAUGGAUGAUUUAAGUAAGGUCUCCGACGAGGAGAUGCUGAAAUGCAGCAAGGAGGAAUUGAUCAAACGCCUGAGGAAGGUGGACAGCGACAAGAUGAACUUAAUGCUGGAACACGGCAACAUGAUGAAAGACAUCAACCGGCGGCUGCAGGUUCACCUCCACGAGAUCCGCGGCCUGACCGAGGCCAACCAGAAGCUCCAAGAUGACAACCACGAGCUGAGGGAGCUUUGCUGCUUCUUAGAUGAUGACAGGCAGAAGGGCAAGAAACUGUCCCGGGAGUGGCAGAGGUUCGGCAGGUACACCGCCAGCGCCAUGUGGAAGGAGGUGGGCUUGUACCAACAGAAACUGAAGGACCUGGAGGCCAGCCAGGAGAUGCUGAUGCGGGAGAACGUCGAGCUGAAGGAAGUGAUCAUCAUGCUGGAUGAGGACAGGAACGGGGCUGGCUCCAGGAGCUCCAUAGACAGCCAGUCCAGCCUGACUAAUCUGAACGGCGGCUCCGGUUCGGUUCGGGACGUAGGGGAUGGAAGCAGCACGUCCAGCACCGGUAGCGCCGGCAGCCCCGAUCACCACCACAACCACGUGCAUAAGCCAGGGGAAGCCAAGGUGGGAGCCGUCAGGAGGUCCAUGGACGAUCUGCUGGCGCCGCACCACCACAGGAGCAUCCCGAACGGGCUGAACGAUUCAUCGUCGAAUUACAUUCGGCAGCUCGAGACGAAGGUGCGGAUUCUGGAGGACGACAACAGCAAGCUCCUGUCCCAGUGUAACCCUGGGGAGUUGAGGACCCUGCGGAAAGGCCUGUCUCUUUACCACUCCGAGUCCCAGCUCUCUUCAUUGCCCCAACACCAGGACACCCUGCACAACGGUCCCGCCCACAUUCCUGUGAAUGACUCCUCCCCCACGACCAGCUAUCAACCUCCAGUACAGAAACCAGAGGCUGUGGUCCAUGCCAUGAAGGUCCUCGAAGUCCACGAGAACCUGGACAAGCAGAUUCCCGACGAUUACGAGGACGACCUCAGCGAGAAGGAGAAGGCAAUCGUCCGGGAGAUGUGCAAUGUGGUGUGGCGUAAGCUGGGCGAUGCUGCAGGGUCUAAGCCAUCCAUCCGGCAGCACCUCUCCGGAAACCAGUUCAAGGGCCCUUUGUAGUGUGACGAUCCCAGUGUCCAAGGACAGCAGGGGAUGGGUAUGGGUCCACACACCAUGAAAUGCUGCCCCCAAUGCUGGAUCCUCACCCGCCCAAUGAACGGCCCAUAUUACAUCGAGCCAAAUUUUUUUUAGUUUCAUUUUAAUUUACCUGCAAAGUAUUUAAAACUGGCAACUAGCUUUUAAUAUGUGACAUCUUCCGGAAGCAUACACAUUUAACUCCGUUCUGCAUUUGUGUCGAACCUUUCCUCAGUGCAGCUGGUGACAGUGUUUGCGGUUUAGGUCUGCGCAGUGUUGCGCAGAUGCAGUCCAGUGUAUAUUCAUCCCAACCACGGAGCAGCAUUGUGGCGACGCAGUGGAAAUGUCAUGCAUCGCCCGUAGUGCGGAGAAACUCUUUAUUGUGCUGGUUUUCUCCUGGUUGAAUAAUAGCUAAGGGUUUGUUUGUGAAACCUGUGACGACAUAGCUCCCUAUGCCUGAGAAUGAAGUAUUUUCUAAAAGUAGAAAUCACCUUUAAACAGACGUUUAACAGAAGAGAGCUGUAGUGAUAAAAGUGUAAAAGAUGUACAAAGCCAUAGCCUCUACUUCACCCUCGCUAUUUGUGUUGUAUUAUAGAGUGACCCUGUGGGUCCUGUUAUCAUUCAUUAUCAUUUUGUAUCAUUUGUUUAAAAAGCACAUGGGCUAAAGCCCAAAGCAGGGAAAAUGACAAACAAGCAAUCAAUGGUUCCUGUAUCCCCAGACAAAAUUGCUAACCAGAUAGGUGGGGGGCAUGUCCUACCACCCUGGAAAGGCCGGGGACAACGCAGUGUCAAGAUACAAAAUCGAUGUCAUCUUUUCAGCAUUGACAGAUUGCCCGAAUGACAAUGUGCAUAUUGAUUCAAUCAAGAUGACUACAUCUUGAUUUUUACCUUAUAAGCUUUUUUUUUUUUUUGCAAUUUGUUGUAUUGAAUAUUUUUUUAUAAUGAUACAGAAGGUUGGACAUAUGCUAGGUUCCUCUGUCCACCUGAUUUGUCACUUUAUGAGGUGUAAAUGAUAGCUAUACAAGAUAACGCAAUAUAUAACAUUUCCAUCAAAAGUGAAUACGUUCUUAGUGCUUAAUUCUCUAGCCACAAACGUUAUACAGCAGAGUAAGACAUUAAUUAACCAUCGAAUGAUGCAGCAGGUGGAAGUCAGUAUUCUGAAGCAAUCUUUACUUUUAGUGUGGGGAUACAUGAACCAGUAUUGAAAAAGAGAAAAUCUAGGUAUUUCCAGAUGUGAAAAUAUGAGUGUUAAUCACAGAGGACUUCCAAAUUAGCGUGACACGUGAUCAUAAAAAGAGAAACAUGCCUACAUGAAGAUAUUACGAACCUGCUUUGAAAAUCUAAUAAUGGACAAAAGUGACCUUUUUUAAAAUGUUGAAGAUAAAUCUGAUUUUUAUACGAUUUGGAUACAAAGUGCUUUUGAUUAUUUUUAACAAACCGGAACGUGGCGCGCUUGUAUGCGGACGAGGCACAGAUUUGGAAGCUCCGUUUAUUAAGUCUCUGUAAAUGUGUGAACCGAAACCCCGCAUCUACAAUGCUUUGUCAAUGCCAACUCGUGCAGAGUAACUAGCAUGCCUCUGUAACCCCUUAUUUCCCACAAAUGUGUCUAGCUGAAACUGGAUCGAUAUUUUUAGCAAGGGUUAAAAAUAUAUAAAACAUUGGAUAGGCCACAUUUAGGUGCUUUUGGAAAUAAAUACUUCCUUUGUAGUUUGUAUAUUUUCUAUGUCAGUAAAGUUGUUGUAUAGCCA
Messenger RNA from Brienomyrus brachyistius, 3690 nucleotides. Its product is annotated as coiled-coil domain-containing protein 85C-A-like. The transcript is spliced from 6 exons. NCBI's taxonomy places the organism in Eukaryota, Metazoa, Chordata, Actinopteri, Osteoglossiformes, Mormyridae. Bases 758 to 1927 code for a protein of 389 amino acids. The record is from RefSeq and is a predicted model, not a curated record. Gene Ontology annotation, cellular component: apical junction complex.